Messenger RNA from Carcharodon carcharias (great white shark), 1254 nucleotides. RefSeq names its product chromosome 30 C19orf67 homolog (gene c30h19orf67). The transcript is spliced from 6 exons. Bases 1 to 1254 code for a protein of 417 amino acids. Lineage: Eukaryota; Metazoa; Chordata; Chondrichthyes; Lamniformes; Lamnidae. The record is from RefSeq and is a predicted model, not a curated record.
AUGGAGGAAAAUGUUGCCAAUGGACAUGAUGUCGUGAUAUAUAAGAGGAGAGAUAAGCCAAAAUGCUCCUGCUCAAUGGAGGUGGUCAAUACAGAACCUAAAGGGUCCCACUGGACAGAGACUGAACUGCACCAGUUAAUGGGGCAGCCCACUCAAGAAAAACAGAGGAAGGACAACCAGGUCUUCAUCCCUGCCUCGGCCUAUCCCAGCUCUUCAACAAUGCAGGCUUCACAGGCCUCUGCUGCCCUAGUCCCUAACAAUAAUACAUUCCUGCCACUGCAUCAUGGGAAGGAGGAACAGCCACAUAGGCCAGAGGAUGAGGUGCCUCAGUACGAUGUCACGCUAAUGGAAGAGAAGCUUCAACCAAUAGAACAGCAGCUUCAAUACCUUCUGAAGAAAGCAGAGGAGUUCCAGACACACCUUGUCUACAGUAGAGACCGAAUCCACAAUGAAGAGUUUGCCAGGGCCGUGCCAAUCUUUGUGAAAACGUGCCAGCCGUACUUUGCCUACCUGGAAUCCACAGCACGCAGCAUCCAUUCUGACCGGAAACCUCUCCCUGAGUAUAUCCAGAAACGGCUUUUGCAGUUCUCCCAGCAUCUGGCCUCGAACCUGGAACAGCUGGUACUCAUGUACGCAUCCUUCGGUUUCAUCUCCCUGGAGGAGACAGACCCCUGCAGUAUCUGCUACUUCUACAGAGGAGAAUUCCGCCUCGGACACUGGUUUCGCGUUUCCACCUUCCGAUACUGUAUGCCUGUACCUUACACAGCAGCAAAGGAACCAGCCCUGCUGUUCAAGAAAAUCCGGUGGAAUGUGGAUAUCAGUGAAGGAACAUCGUUUGGGGAUGCAACAGAGCCAUGUACAGAAUAUUACUUCCUGUGCUUCAAGGAGGCGAAUCAAGUAAUGGACAACAGUCAGCCUGGCCCCAAAAGUACACCUUCUGCUGCCAAAAGCAGACGCCUCUGGUCAAUCGGUCGCUGGAUUCAAGUAGAACCAUCUCCAGGGGAGCCAGAUCUUCUUUGCUGGUUUCUAUACAAGCAGCCUCGUGGUGAUUAUGAGCUCCUCAUCACCAUUGGGUUCGAGGAGCCCUCUCAGAUUGCUGCUACAGAUCUCCUGGUGGACAUUCUCCUGCGUCAGAGAUCAGCUGACCUCUCAGGGACGUUCCAGUCCAAAUCAAAACCCUUCUCUUACCUGGACGUCCAGAGUCACCCAGACCUCCCAGUGUCAUCCUGCCAGGUGGUUUCAGCUGGGCUUUAA